This is a messenger RNA of Lithohypha guttulata, 345 nucleotides long. RefSeq names its product 60S acidic ribosomal protein P1 (gene ALTA12). Lineage: Eukaryota; Fungi; Ascomycota; Eurotiomycetes; Chaetothyriales; Trichomeriaceae. Gene Ontology annotation, biological process: cytoplasmic translation; translational elongation. Gene Ontology annotation, cellular component: cytosolic large ribosomal subunit; ribosome. The transcript is spliced from 3 exons. Gene Ontology annotation, molecular function: structural constituent of ribosome; ribonucleoprotein complex binding; protein kinase activator activity. The coding region runs from base 1 to 345 and encodes 114 amino acids. The record is from RefSeq and is a predicted model, not a curated record.
AUGUCGACCGCUGAACUUGCUGCCUCCUACGCCGCUCUCAUCUUGGCUGAUGACGGUGUCGAUAUCACUGCCGACAAGUUGAACUCUAUCAUCAAGGCCGCCGGUGUGCCAGACGUCGAACCUAUCUGGGCCACACUCUUUGCCAAGGCUCUUGAAGGCAAAGAUGUCAAGGAUAUGCUACUGAACGUCGGCUCCGGUGGCGGUGCCGCUCCAGCCGCUGGUGCAGCCAGUGGUGGUGCCGCAGCUGGUGGUGCUGCUGCAGCAGACGAGCCAAAGGAGGAAGAGAAGAAAGAGGAGGAGAAGGAGGAGUCCGACGAAGAUAUGGGUUUCGGUCUCUUCGAUUAA